Messenger RNA from Spodoptera litura, 924 nucleotides. The record is from RefSeq and is a predicted model, not a curated record. Lineage: Eukaryota; Metazoa; Arthropoda; Insecta; Lepidoptera; Noctuidae.
UCCUUCUCCUGCACGUCGAGCCGGAGCCCCGGUUACCCGUUAGGUUUUCAGCGACAUGCAGUAAAGGGUUAGUCCCCAAUUUCAUUACCAACUCCACUGUUUUCAUUACCAUCAGCAGUACAGAAUUUCACCGGUCAAUACAACAUCUCCUUAUGUCGACGGCUCCUAAGUAUACUGAGUCAACUAACAAAUUUUGAGAAUUGUACUUUUUUGUGUAUUAACAAUAAUUAAAACAUUUUCUAUUUACCCGGAAAAGAAAAAAUAAAAAAACUUUGUAAAUAACUAAAAUAAAAUAGUGUAUACUCGAUCAACUAUAGUGAUUUAAUUAUUUUACACUGUAAACUGAGUCGAGUGUUUGCUACCAAUGUACGCGGGACGUGAAUGCGCUCAUUUUGGUGUAAGUUCAAACUGAAUCAGUAUACGGCGAAACAGCGGGGUGUGCGGACGUAAUUGUUUGCUUUUUGUUAUCAAAAAAUAGUUGCUUUUCUUGUGUUCUUUUUAUUUAAAUUUACAGUCAUAUUUGUAAAGAAAGUGGUGAUGAGUACUAGGUCUCGAAAAAUCAUUAAUUUAGUGGAUGAAAAAUACGAUAAUUAUGAUGUUAAUAAAGAAAAUACUUCUGAAGCUUGUGAUAAUGUUCAAAAUGAAGUGAAAAGAGAUUCUCCAUUGCCUUCAGGUGCUAAUUUUAUUCAAGAAGAAUUAUCAAUAUUAGAUGAUAUUGAUUUGGAAGAUACCGAUAUCUUACUACAAAAUCUGCCAUCAAACUCUUCUAUUUUUCCGAAUGAUAUUCCUGAAUUUUCACCGACUCCUGACAAUAAGCACUACACUGAAGAACCUUAUAAUGAAACUGGGACCUUGCUACCUACUAAUUCUUCACCGUCAUCAAUCAUUGCAGAUUCUCAACCAAACACAAACUAUUUUUUAUAA